This is a messenger RNA of Striga asiatica, 2551 nucleotides long. NCBI's taxonomy places the organism in Eukaryota, Viridiplantae, Streptophyta, Magnoliopsida, Lamiales, Orobanchaceae. The record is from the annotation of a GenBank genome assembly.
AUGAAGUACGACAUAUCAACCAAACGGGUCACGGUUUUGUUAAAAGGCAUUGCUUUUGCAAAUGGAGUUGCCCUAAGCAAAGACCGUUCAUUUUUGCUAGUUGCUGAAACAACCACUCGUAAAAUACUCAGAUUUUGGCUCAAGGGCCCGAAUGCAGGUAAACACGAAACCUUGGCCGUGCUCCCGGGCUUUCCAGACAACAUAAGACGAAGCCCGGAUGGUGACUUUUGGAUUGCCCUGCACUCAAAGGUGGGACUUUUCUCGAAAUGGGCCACUUCUUGGCCGUGGGCCGGGAAAGUGAUUUUGGGGCUGCCUCUCGAUUUUAAGCAGCUGCAUUACUUGUUGGUGGGAGGGAAGCCUCACGCGACUGUGGUUAAGUUAAGCAGUGAAGGUGAAAUUUUACGAGUUUUGGAGGAUAUUGACGGGAAGACUUUGAGGUUCGUUAGCGAGGUGGAGGAAAAAGAUGGGAAGCUAUGGAUUGGUUCGGUAUUGGUGCCUUACGUUGGAAUCUACGCUUUCAUGAGGGUCAUCAUCUCUAUUGGGUUUGGAGUUGUUUUUGUAGCCACAAUUUUGCUCUCCUUUGAUUCCAUUGAUGAUGAAAUUAGGGUUUUCAACAUUACUAAUAAUCAUCAAGAAUUCAAGAAUGGUAGUUUAGUGUCUUUAUUUGGGAAGGAGAUCGACGGUCGAGAUCGUUUGUCGAUUCCACUUCCCGAUGGAGCCUAUGGCCCGGAGAGCCUGGCUUUCGACAUUGGCGGCGGUGGGCCCUACACCGGAGUUUCGGACGGGAGGAUAAUCCGGUGGACGGCCGACGAACUCCGGUGGGUCGAUUUUGCGGUGACAUCAUCUAAAAGGGAUGGUUGUCUAGGCCCGAAAGAUCACACUCAAAUGGAACACAUUUGUGGACGCCCAUUGGGCCUAGGCUUCUACGGGAAGACGGGUGAGCUAUACAUUGCGGACGCGUAUAUGGGCCUCCUUGUCGUGGGCCCUAAUGGUGGACAGGCCAGCCCAGUAUCAAAAUUAGUUGAUGGAGUUGCUUUUGGGUUCACCAAUGCUUUGGAUAUUGAUCAGACUAGUGGAGUUGUGAAUCACGUCUCGGUAAUUAUCAGCAGCGACAAAACAGGGAGAUUGAUGAAAUUCGAACCGAACACGAACAAAACGACUCUCCUGUUAGACAAUCUCAUGUUCCCAAACGGCGUAGCGCUGAGCGAAAACGGGGAUUUCUUACUUUUCGUGGAGACCACAACUUGUAAACUAUUUAAAUUUUGGCUCAAGACACCUAGGAUUGGAGAACUUGAGGUUAUGACACAAUUUCAUGGAUUUCCAGACAACAUAAAGAGGAUCAAAAGUGGUGGUUUUUGGGUGGGAAUCAAUUCAAGGAGAGGGAAACUCUUGGAUUGGAUUAUUUCGAACCCUUGGAUCGGAAAAUUUGUUGUUGAAUGGUCUCCGUUCGAUUGUACUAGGAUACAUUUGUACAUGGCUCGUUUAAUCGGGCAUUUGGGAAUGGGGAUUAGGCUGGAUCGAGACGGGAAUGUGAUCGAUGUGUUGGAUUCGAGUAAGGGAAAGAAAUGGAAAUUGGUUAGUGAAGUUGAGGAGCAUAAUGGGUAUUUGUGGGUAGGGUCUGUGACAAGGUCUUUUGCUCUUAAAGAAAGAAACCAAGAUCAGCAAACUCCUCGCAUCCUCGAAACGGGGUCGUUUAGCCCUUCCAAGUGGGCGCGGAUCCCAUAUGUGAACGACGGGAGACCAUUUUGGCAGUAUAUCGUCAGUUCAUCAACCGGCUGUUCAGACUCUCAGUAUUUUGAGGAGCUUUAUAACUAUUAUACCACUGACAAGGCUUGGCACCUGUGUGAUCCUGAAGCCGAGCAAGUCUUUCAAGCCCUCAGAAAAGCAGGUGUAAAAGUGGCAGUCGUGUCCAACUUCGACACUCGAUUAAGGCCUCUGCUGAGAGCACUUAAAUGCGAUCACUGGUUUGAUGCAGUGGCAGUGUCUGCCGAAGUUGAGGCUGAAAAACCGAAUCCCAUGAUAUUCUUGAAAGCUUGCGAGUUCUUGGGAGUACAACCUGAGGAUGCAGUGCACGUUGGGGAUGACAGAAGGAAUGAUAUAUGGGGUGCUCGAGAUGCCGGGUGUGAUGCCUGGCUUUGGGGUAGUGAUGUAAACUCUUUCAAAGAGGUUGCUCAGAGAAUAGGAGUUGAGGUGUGACAAUGGUUCGUUUGGUAAUUGUGUUUGUUCUGGAGGCUUCUAUGUCCAGAUCACAAUGUAUAUAUUGUUUUUCUUUUCUGCUGUAUGGAGGUGAGAUAGAGAGAUACCUAUGUAGAUGUUAGAAUAAAGAGAGAAACUAAUAGUUUGUGGACUUUAUGGUUAUGUGAUGUUCCAAAGGUUUUCUCCUGCAUGUUUUAUUAGAGAAUAUAGUGUUGCAUAUGUCCUAAAGCAAACUGAGACUUCACUCAAUUGGCAAUAGGCUUUUCUUUUUAAAUUUAAAGGCUUUAUUUGGAUGAUGAAGAUGAUUGGACCAAGAGAACUGACUGUGAUUUUUUUUAAUAUGAAUAUAAGUCAG